Oncorhynchus kisutch (coho salmon) is the source of this 9678-nucleotide messenger RNA. RefSeq names its product rho guanine nucleotide exchange factor 28. Lineage: Eukaryota; Metazoa; Chordata; Actinopteri; Salmoniformes; Salmonidae. The coding region runs from base 1164 to 5546 and encodes 1460 amino acids. Gene Ontology annotation, molecular function: guanyl-nucleotide exchange factor activity. Gene Ontology annotation, biological process: regulation of Rho protein signal transduction. The record is from RefSeq and is a predicted model, not a curated record. The transcript has 29 exons.
CAGGUCAGGACCAGCUGUCUGGCCCUGUGUUUGUCUUUCAAGAUGGUCUGUAGGCGGGCACUCCUCUCUACUCUGUUUCUCUCUCUCUCCUUCGCCUUUAGUCAUUUUUAUCCCUGUCACUCGUUCCUCCUCCCCUCAUGUUCUGGUCUCUCCCCCUCUCUGCUGAGUGUGGUGGGUGAGUGAGGGAAAAGGAAAAAAAGAGAGACUGGACUGGAGAGGGUAGGAUAGAGCGAGAGUUGGGGGAAGAAGGGAUUAAAAAGAGAAAAGGAGGAGAAGAAGGAAAGAGUGGACGGGAGAGGGUGGGUUAGAGAGAGGGUUGGGGAAGAAGGGAGAAAAAAGAGAAAAAGAUGAGAAAGAAAGACAGGACGGGGUAGGAUAGAGUGAGGGGAAGAAAAGGAAAAUAAGAAAAGGAGGAAGAGAAGGUGAGAAAGAGAGACUGGAUGGGAGAUGGUAGGAUAGAGCGAGGGUUGGGGAAGAAGGGAGAAAAAAGAGAAACGAAGAAGGCGAGAAAGAGAGACUGGACGGGAGAGGGUAGGAUAGAGCGAGGGUUGGGGAAGAAGGGAGAAAAAAGAGAAAAGGAGGAAGAGAAUGUAAGAAAGAGGCUGGAUGGGAGAGGGUAGGAUAUAGCAAGGUUUGGGGAAGAAGGGAGAGAAAAGAGAAAUGGAGGAGGAGAAGGUGAGAAAGAGAGGCUGGAUGGGAGAGGUUAGAAUAGAGCGAGGGUUGGGGAAGAAGGAAAAAAAAAGAAAAAAGGAGGUGGAGAAGGCAAGAAAGCAAGAGAAAAAAGAGACAAAGUGAGCAGUCCCGAUAUGCUAGAUGAUUUGGAGUUUUGAGGGGAACAGGGUAGGAGGGGCGUUUGGAGUCGGGGAAGGGGGAGGGGGAGAUGUGGGAACAUGCUGGCUCACUGCUGAAGUGUCAGAGUCUGCACUCUGCUGAUACUCAGACGGAAGGAAGGAGUAAACUGGUUCAACAUCAGUCCAACCAAGACUCCUGAAGAACUGAAGAGCACACUGAAUGUACAAGAGAUAGUCAGGAAUAUCCAACCUGGAGGAAAAUUGAGGUUCAGUAAAAUAUGUUUAUUUUUGUCAUUAAAAACAAAGGUGUUUUGGUGUUAAAGCCUUGGUCAAGCUGCAGGGUGCUCUGAGACUCAGACGAAACACAGAGUCAUGGAUUCAUACUCUGACUCUCCUUUUAACUACUCCUGGCCCUCUUUCCCCAAGAUGAGGAUACACAAGAAGAUGGACAAGCAAGAGAAGAGCCAGUCAAUGAGGAGGGCCCAGGCUCUGUCCUCUACUCUGGCUGCUGCCUCCAGACUCUCAGCCAUGAUCCACCAACCAGGGAAGGACCAGAUGCACACUAAUGCCAUGCUGGUGGACCAGGUGGAUGACCUGGAUAUAAAGUACCGUUCUCCAGUGGAGGAGGAGGUGAGCUCUGUGCCACAGAGGAACAACCCUGCCUGGGACUCCUUCUUUGGAAGUCUCCCUGGCUCCAUGGCUCCUCACAGGGACCAGGCCUUCCCCCUUCCUUCCUCUCCCUUGGCCUACCCCUUUCCUUUCUCUGGUGGUGGAAAUAGGGGGAGGAUCCAGCCGUCCGUCUCCCUCUCCUCUGGGCUCAGUCACAGAGGAACCAGUCAGCCUGAGAAGACCUGUGUACCGAGUUCCAGUCUGGAACCAGUAGAGUGUGACAGUUGGGAGGAGAACACCCUGUGCCAGUCUCCCCCCUCCCUCCCCAACUUCUCAUCUCCCUGGCAACGCUCCGACCUGCAUACUAGCUCUGGGGACGUGAGGGACUCCUUUGACAACUCGUUGCACUUCAACCGUACACACUCUAACAAUUCACACACACCUUCCAAGGAUCAGUCAGACCCACAGCUUCGUCUGCGCUCUUACUCCUACUCCUCCCCCAAGACCCAGCUUUCACGCCCCCUGUUCACCCGAGAUGCAGCGAUCUCUGACCUGACAGAAGAGCAUAGAGACUUCAACUUGACUGAGACACCCAGAGAGAAGAGGGAUGUGGGUUUCCGUAAGAGGGUCCAGUCUGCUGAGGACGAAGGCAGCUCGUCAUCAUCACUCCAGCACCUCACCCUCUCAGAGUUCCUCAAAGAGAUUGAGGAUGAGGAGUGGGAUAAAUACAUAAUUCCCUCCAAAAUUGAAUCAGAGAAAUACAAAGUCAGCAGAACCUUCAGCUUCCUGAAGAGCAGGAUGUCCAGCCCACGUAACAAGAUCAAGGUGAAGGAUGGAAAAGAGAAGACUGGAAAGGAGAAGACAGGAGCAACUAACGUACACCAGUUUGUGCCAGUCUCUCCCUCAGGACCCUCUGGGCUGUCUGUAUAUGUGACCUGUGACAAGCCUGUCCCUGGGAAAGAGUUUCUGCAGUGUACCAACUGCUCUCUGAGUGUCCAUAAGGGCUGUCGUGACUCGACUGCAGCCUGUGGGAAGAGGCCUCUGGAGAAGAAUGUGGCGAUGUUAAAGUCCAAAUCUCUCCCACACAUGAUGAGGGAGGGUUCCCCUGCCUCCCCCACCUCUUCCUCCUCCCUCCUCACUAUGCUGCCCCGAGGCAGAAAAUAUAUGACUGCUCCCCUAUCUAAGAGCCCCUCUGAGUCUACAGACAGGAGGCUGAAGGAUGCUGUGGGGGUCAGUGUGGACAGUGACAUGUGGAACAGCUGCUCCCUUAAUGAAGAGGGGGUACAGGUCACAGGGACCGCAUCAUCCACAGACUACCAUCUCACCACACAGGAGUCGGUCGACACCCCCCUGCUCAGCGACCUAUCGGCUGACCUGGUGGGGUUUGAGGUGGAGUCCUGGAGUCUGGCCGUCACAACUGAGUUCUGCAGAAAACACGACAAACACACCGUCAAACGUCAGGAUGUCAUCUACGAGCUGAUGCAGACAGAGUUGCACCACAUCCAGACACUGACGGUGAUGUCCGAGGUGUUUCGUCGAGGGAUGCUGGAUGAGCUCCAACUGGACUGGGAGUGUGUGGCUCGCAUCUUUCCCUGUCUGGAUCCUCUCCUGCUCUUCCACAGGAAUCUCUUCGGAUCUCUACAGGAGCGGCGAUACGCUUCAGCCCAGCCCGGACACCCACACAACUACUGCAUCCACAGUAUAGGGGAUAUACUGUUGCAACAGUUCUCAAAAGACAACGCUGUGAAGAUGAAGCAAGUAUACGGAGAGUUUUGUAGUCACCACACGGAGGCUGUCAAAGUCUUCAAAGAGCUGCAGCAGCAGAACAAGAAGUUCCAGGUGUUUGUCAAACAACAGAGUAACAACUCUCUGGUCAGAAGAAGGGAGGUGCCAGAGUUCAUCCUGUUAGUGACUCAGCGCAUCACCAAGUACCCUGUACUACUGGAGAGGAUACUGCACUAUACACCCGAGGGCAGUGAGGAGCACACUGAGCUGUCGCGGGCACUCACUCAGGUGCGUGACAUCAUCACUGCAGUGGACACGAGUGUGAGCAAGUACGAGAAAGCCCAGGAGCUGCAGGAGGUGUUGAGCCGCGUGGAGAACAAGAGCCUUUCCAAGCUGAAGAGCGGCGAGGUGUUCCGCAAGGACGACCUGCUAGGAAAACACCAACAGAGGGAGCUGCAGCACAAGGGACUUGUCUACUGGAAAACCGCUACAGGACGACUGAAAGACACCCUGGCUCUGCUGCUGACUGAUGUCCUGGUGUUCCUGCAGGAGAAGGACCAGAGACUCAUAUUUGCUGCCGUGGACCAGAAGCCCCCAGUCAUCCCCCUGCAGAAGCUAAUUGUGAGAGAGGUAGCCAAUGAGGAGAGAGGGAUGUUCCUAAUCUCUGCUUCCUCAGUGGGGCCUGAGAUGUACGAGGUUCACACCUUCUCGAAAGAAGAGAGGAACGCCUGGAUGAGACACAUACGACGGGCCGUAGAGAGUUGUCCUGAGGAGGAGGAAGAGAGAAGUGUUGAGACUGAGGUCAGACGGAACACUGAGCUGAGAGUUCAGAAGAUCUACAAACUCCAAGACACCCUGGCAAGUCAGGACCAGCGUAUCUGCAGUGGUCUGGAGGAGAAGCUACAGCUGUAUGCCGAGCUGACAGAGUUAACCCUUCAUACACCAGAGCCCCUGCCACAGCACCACCUACUGGUCCAACCAGACCCUGAUGCUCAAAUGCCACCGCAGACCACUGCACUACUCACAGCUGCACUCAAAGAGGCGGAGAAGCUGAUGUCUACCUUGCAGGCCAGUGAGGCCCACACUGAGCCCAGCCACAGCCCCCCUGUCAGAGUCCCAGAGUACUGCAGCUACAACAGCCAUUGCAGGAUCCAGGAGUCACCUGCUGAGUUGGACUAUCCGAGCAGUGUGAGCUCGGCCUCUCUGGUGUCGGAUGGCGAGUGGGCAGGGCCAGACACCAUCUUGUGGCACUCUAUAACUGAGCUGAGGAGAAGAGACACCAAUGGAGCACCAAUGAAGGUGGCAGAGAGUGUCCAGAGCCUGACCCAGCUGCUCUACAGUCUGCAGGCAGCUGUGACCAUCCAGGACAGCUGGUAUGAGGUUCAAAAGCUCCUCCUACUGGAGCUAGAGCACCCGCUCCCACACACCCCCUCCUGUCUCCAUGGCAAUGUGGCCCAGGAGCAGGAGAAACAGCCGAGUACUGAGAAGAAAAAGGAGGAGGUAGAGAGGAUGAGUGUGGAAAGGUGGAGAGAGGAGGUGGAGGGGAUUCAGAAGCUACAGGGGAGGCUGAGACAGGACCAGCAGCGCUGGGAGAGAGAGUGCCUGGCCAGGGAGAGACAACAGGGGGAGAAGGUGAGUCUGUUGAAGCAGCGCGAGCGACAGUGCCACCUGGAGGCUGAGAGCCUGCGCCGCGAGCGGGAAGAGCUGGAGCAGCAGCUGUUGGAGUACCAGCAGAACCUAGAGAGGCUGAGGGAGGGUCAGAGGAGCAUGGAGAGGGACAGGGACAGGGUGGAAGCCGAGCACAGGCUGCUCCAGAGCUGGAGACACAACCGCCAGAGCUCCCUGCCUAUUAUGAUAUCGCUGGACCUGGAACAGGUGUCCAACCACAGUCGGUCAGGCAGCCUGGACGGCAACGAGGCUGCUCUUCUUCAUUCCCUCCAACAGAAUCGUCUCCACCACAACCAGCACCAGCACCAGAGCCUCCACUCUUGCCUGAGAAAGAGCCAGGACAGCCCCCUCCAUAGUCCCAACCUGAGCCUCAGGCCCAGCCUCUAUAACAGCCUCAACACUCUGCUCAGCCAGGCCCACAGUAAACCAUCCACAGAAUUACUGACAUACCAACACUAUGCUCACCCCCAGCACAGUCACCUCCAGUCAGGAAGCUCCCCAAACAACCCCUUUAGGAGCAGGUUCACCACAGGACAUGAGGGGCCCAACAACAACAAUUUCAGCCCUCCACAGGACAGGCUGACCCUGGGGUUGUUGGGCUCAUUGGGGUCAGGGGUCACAGGCCUGGGUCUGUACGAGGAGAACUUCCCCACCUCGACAUCCCUCACUCCUCUCCUCACCCCACAGGCCUACUUCUCUUUGAAUGGAAAGAACAGUGAGGAUGGGGGAGAAGAGAACAUUGUGUACCUCUGAGGAAUGACAAGACUGAUGGAGUGAUGGGAGAGAAGUGUGCAAUGCCAACUGCCUUAUGUACAUCUAUCAAUGUACCCCCUCUCUGCCUUUGUGUGUGUGUGCAUGAAAAUGUUUUUUACCAAAAAAAUGGGAAUGCAGGGCUGUAACUAGGGUUUGAGUUUUCGUCCGGAAGCGACGAAACAAAAAAGCAUUACAUUUUUAGCUGUAUUGUACUGUAUUGUUUGCAUUUUAAUGUAGGCCUUUAGGGAAGAUUUGCCAUUUGAAUGUUUAUACUGAAACAUUUAAGUUCAUAGCUUGUUUGAUAAGAUACAGAUUUUCUCAGGGGACACCACUUUGGGCCUUGACCCCAACUUUAGGAACCACUGUACUAACCUCCCUCUCUGCUUGCUCCCUCUCUCAUCUGCUUCCGCCUUGCAGCCUGCCUUAGCCUCACAUCACUGUCUGUAUCAGUAGCUUACUCUAUAAAGCAAAGUUACAACUUUGUGUUGUUUUUUCUCCUGCUGAGGUAGGCUCCGUUUAACGUUAGCUUCUUACUUCAUCCUUCCAUCUGGCUAAGUAAAACUAGCCAGACACCUUCAACUUACUGCAAUAAGUCUCUGCCAGCAGAUGGCCACCUGACUGACAUAUCUAUAAGCGACUAUUUACCAGUUGUGCACUCAUUCUCUGAUAAUCGUUUUUUGUUUGGGGGAUGUCUGUAGACACGGCUGGAGUGCGGGACAGUUAAAUUGCCUUUAGUCCGACAUCUCGCAAACACUGUCAACAUUGUCUCUAGACUAGUUUCCUAUUGAGCCGAUUGCAAGCUGGGGUAGUUCAUUUCACGUCGCUCUCGGCCUGUGCCGCAUAAGGGCAGAGUUAACCGUUUGAGAGAGUGGAGAAUGAGCUGCUAAAAAGGCAAAUCCAGGCGUACAUAAUGGACAAACCACUGUUCAUGAUUCCACUCAUUCGCAAAGAGGCAGGCGUGAUUGGAAUUCUGUCAGAUCAAUGAUAUAAGCAUUCUGAGCUUUGAUCAACGCUGGGGAACAAUAUUUAGAUGUUGACCCUUAAUAGAGCUUUAUACACUGAGUAUACCUGUAAUACUGGAGCUGUGAGUCGGGAUGCAGGUGCAGUUGAAACGUUUAAUAAAACAACAAAACAUUUCCAUAUGGCUACACUCCGGUACACAAGAAUAAUACCAACUGGUGAGUGAACAUAGGAGAGUGACUUAAAGGGGAAGAAAUUAUGAAUGAAGUCCAGGUGUGAAUCAUAAUGAUUAACAGGUGCAAGUAAUGAUGAGUGCCAGGUGUGCGUAAUGAUGAAUCCCAGGACCGAUGGUUAGUAUCCCGGCGACGUCGUAUGCCAGAGGGGAGGAGCAGGAGAAGAUGUGACAAUACCAAACAUUAGGAACACCAUUCUAAUAUUGAGUUGCACCUCCUCUUUUGCCCUCAGAACAGCCUCAAUUUCUUAGGGGCAUGGACUCUACAUGGUGUCGAAAGCAUUCGACAGGGGUGCUGGCCCGUGUUGACUCCAAUACUUUCAGUUGUGACAAGUUGGCUGGAUAUCCUUUGGGGGGUGGACCAUUUUUGAUACACGGAAAACUGUUGAAAAACCAAGCAGCGUUGCAGUUAUUGACACACUCAAACUGGUGCACCUGGCACCUACUAUCCAUACCCCGUUCAAAGGCAUUUUAAUCUUUUGUCUUGCCCUCUGAAUGGCAUGCACCCAAUCCAUGUUUAAAUUGUGUCAAGGCUUAAAAAUCCUUUGUUAACUUACCUCCCCCUCUUCAUCUACAUUAAUUGAAGUGGACUUAACAAGCAACAUCAAUAAGGGAUCAUAGCUUUCACCUGGAUUCACCUUUUUAUUCUAUGUCAUGGAAAGAGCAGGUGUUCUUAUUGUUUUGUAUACUUUUUCAGUUUUUGGUCCUCAUAUUUAGCUAUUGCCAUGACUGAAAGUAUGAAAAUACAGGUGUAUAUUGCCAAUUUUUGAGUUCCUGUAUGUAAUCAGAAAUAAGUGCCUGUUCGUACACACUGUUAGAAGUAAACCUGCCUGGAAGAACCUUUUUGAGCGGAACCUUUCCAGUUCAGAGGUUGUUUGAGGAACCCCUCUUCGAGGAACCCCUGUGUAAAGGUUCAAACCGGAACCUUUUUGUGAUGGGAGGGGUUAAAUUCUGAAUCAAUUUAAUAAUAUAUGAUAGGGCCUCUCGAGUGGCGCAGUGGUCUAAGGCACUGCAUCGCAGUACUUGAUGCGUCACUACAGCCCAAGUUCGAUCACGGGCUAUAUCCCAAUCGGCCGUGAUCAGGAGUUCCAUAGAGCGGCCCAGCGUCGUCCGGGUUAGGGGAAAGUUUGGCUAGGGGGCUUUACUUGGCUCAUUGCGCUCUAGCGACUCCUUGUGGCGGGCCGGGCACCUGCAGGCUGACCUUGAUCAUCAGGUGAACGGUUUUUCCUCCGACACACUGGUGAGGCUGGCUUCCGGGUUAAGCGGGCGGGUGUUAAGAAGCGCAGUUUGGCGGUUCAUGUUUCAGAGGACGCAUGAUUUGACCUUCACCUCCCAAGCCUGUUGGGGAGUGGCAGCAAUGAGACAAGAUUGAAAUUGGGGAGAAAAAGGGGGUAAAAAAAAUAUAUAUAUAUAUAUAUAUAUAUAUAUAUAUAUAUAUAUUGUAGAGGUGGCAGCCUAUUUGAAGAUUGGAGGCGUGGUUUCAGAUAGUUAUUUUUGGGCACCCAUGAGAUUAAAUGUUAUUCCUGUUCAUCAUGUUAAGUUUGUACACUGCAAAUUUCAAAUUUCCUUCAAUAUUUAUACAUGUUACAUAUUCUAAUAUAAUAUUAAUAAGAAUUUCAUCAUAAUAAUAUAAACAUAGCUGAUUACAUAUAGUAAUAAAUUGUCAAAUAAAUUGUAUUCCAACUUUGGGAAUUGCAUAGGCUCUCGAGGAACUCCUAAAUAUCUGUACGCCUCAAUGAAGCUACAAAACUGUCAGUGUUCAACUUUAACAUGUGAUGACAAUAGAUAUGAACAGGAAUGACAUUUAAAAAUAUAUAAAUCUUAUAGCCACGCCCUUACUAAGCCACGCCUCCACUACAUGGUUCCUCCAGGAACCUGUUGUUACAUUGCAACGUUAAAGGUUCCUCCAAGGAUCUUUCAACUAACCAAAGGUGCAAAUAUGAACCAAUGACUAGCAAUGAUUCCUUGAGGAACUCCAGGUGAUCCUUGAGGAUCUCCGGGGUUCCUCGAGUCGCCAUUAAUUCUAGUAGUGCAGUAUGUGUUUUAUGUAAGUAACCCUCUCUUUAGUGGCUACUCAAACCAAUUUUCCUUUGUGCCCAAAAGCUCCUUAAAACUAUAGGUAUUUUAAUUCGGUGCACUUUGUGUUAUUGUGCUUCCCUUGUCAAAACUAGUUGCACUUUUAUGAUGGUCUUAAUUUCCCUCGUUGAAAUACAGGAUUGCAGGGUACUCCCAUAAGAGGUUAAGACACACUCUCAUAAGUGUUAAAGGUGUAGUUUGUUCAAAAACUAUAUUUUAGUAUUUUGUUCACUAAUCAGCUGUUAAAAAAGUCAGCAGUUAAGUUUUCAAGAUAAAGCACUUUCAUUGCACAGCAAAGAAAUUUAACAAAACAAUUAACUGACGACAUGCACAUUUUCAGGGGAGUUUUUGGGAUCUCUUUGAGUUUUUAGCUACUAGGGGCAUUGGGAAGAUGUGGGGGGGUGCUGUGAUUUUGUUGUUGUUGUUGCAUGCGCUAUAGAUUGCUAUAUCGGUCCGCUAAUACAGGACUAGUAAAGGCCAAGUGCACUACUUUUGUGGAAAUGUUUAUUCAUAUUUUUAUUUUUAUCCUGAUUUUUUGCAGGGUGCUGCAGCACCCUCAGCACCCAUGCUCUACUAUGUGCCAAAUGUCAAUUGUCAAGAUGUAGUGUGUUUAAUAGAGCUUGCUUAUUACUCUAAAGAGAAAAUACAGAUUACAUGUUGGUUUGUUUGUUAUUUAUUGUGACGUAUUCAUGCACUGUCAGAGUGGUUGGGUUAAAUGCGGAAGACACAUCGUAUAAUGUUAUGUUUUUGUUGAUGUUGUGUAAUAUGGAUGUUUUCCCCCUUAAGUUGUAAUAUAUGUAUAAUUGAAAGAAACCUGUGCCUUGUGCCAUAUUAACUAUAUACUAUAAAAUGCAUAACCAGCAA